Onthophagus taurus is the source of this 2123-nucleotide messenger RNA. Its product is annotated as betaine aldehyde dehydrogenase. Lineage: Eukaryota; Metazoa; Arthropoda; Insecta; Coleoptera; Scarabaeidae. Gene Ontology annotation, molecular function: oxidoreductase activity, acting on the aldehyde or oxo group of donors, NAD or NADP as acceptor. The record is from RefSeq and is a predicted model, not a curated record.
CUAAAAAAAAUGUUUUUAAUUAAAAAUAACCUUAUCGCUCUUAAAAACUUUCGACUCUCAAGAGAUAACAAACCCAUCAUGUGCGAUAACUCAUCAAAUUGUGGAGAGAAAUGGCUUUGAAAACUUUAAAUAAAACGAAAAUUGGUGAUGUUUUCAAAAAGAUGGAUUAUCAAAGUGUUCCGAUUGAUAUCUCAAAAGCACAGAAAUGGCUUGUUGACACCAAUUAUUUUGUAACGGAAUACGACGAUUUAAAGAAAACGUUUGAAAAAAUUAAAGAGAAUACGGAAUGGAAAAAUUUUUCCAAUCCUAAAAAAACCGAAUGCCUUUAUCAAUUUUCUAAAGAAAUCGAAUCAAACACUGACAUUUUAUGCCAAUUUAAGUAUGCGUUACGAAGAGUUUUGCCAAAAGACACCAAAAUCGGUUUGGAACAAUUAAAUAAUUAUCUACAAUAUUAUUCCACUUUAAUCGAGGACCAACAAGUAGAUGAAGUAAACGAUGAAAAUGUCGUUCUUUGUUGUAUUGAUACAAAAUAUGAAAUUUCAUUAGCGGAAUUAGGUUAUGUGCUGGGUUCAACACUUGCUGGGGGGCGUAAUAUAAUAUUUACUGGCAAUCAGGAUUCUUGGUUUUUAAAUUAUUUAAUUGACCUUUCAAUUAAAGCCGGAAUUCCUGAAGAAACUAUCAAUUUCAUUUGCACUAAAAGUAACGAUUUACAACAAUUAUGUUCUAAACAAAUCCACAAAAACAUAAAAAUUGACGAUAUUGAAGAAUUCAACGAUAAAAAAGUUUUAAUAACCCCUAAUUUGAAAGGAUCCAUGAUUAUUUUUAACGAUUCCGAUCUUGAUUCAGCUGUCGAAACGGCUGUUAAAGCAAUUUGGGGUUCAUGCGGCUUGUUACCAUGGUCAAUCGAUACAUUAUUGGUUCAAGAGGAUAUUGUGAAAAAAUUUAGUGAUAAAUUAAAAAUUCGAUUAAAAAAAUUAGAGUUGAAUGAGUUUUCAACGAAUUCAGACGAUAUCUCCUUCUUUUACUCAGACGAUUUUAAAGGAAAUCUUGACAAAAUGGAAAAAGAAGCGAAAUCGCAAGGAAUCGAAAUUUUUAAAGCCAAAGAAACCAAUAACACCAAAUUAAUAGUUCCAACAUUAUUUAUCGGCGGAAAAGUUUCGGGGAAUAAAAUCAUGUCAGAAAUAAACACCCAACCAACAGUAGGAACUAUUUUAGCGUUCCGAACACCAAAAGAAGCGAUUAAUUUAGCUAAUAAUAACCGACAAGGUCUCGCGGUCUCAUUAUGGUCCCAAAAUAUAAGUUUAAUUAAUGAAGUUGUACGAAAAAUUGAUGUCGGAACGAUUUGGGUUAACUGCCAUGGUGUUAUUAAAGGUAGUGUUGGAUUUACAACGAGAAAAUAUGAAGGGAUUGGUUAUUUUGGUGGUUAUGAAGGUUAUUACGAAUUUAACGAAUUAAUUGAAGUUAAAACCACCCAAAAUCAAAAAACUUCAUCACAAAUUUUAUCACAAUCAAAAAAAGCUCAAGAUUCAUGGAAUAAAUUGCCGUUUAAAUCACGUGCGGAGAAAAUUUUUAAGCUUGUUCGUAACAAUUCCGAAUGGAUGAGCUCCUUUUAUAAAGCGGUUAAUAACCUGGAUACUAUUAAUACAUCCCAAAUUAUUGAUAACUUUGAUUUGAAGAGUUAUCGCGACCCAAUUGGAGUUGUAAUUAUUAAUAAGUCGGAUAAAACCGUGCCUGAUUUAAUUUUAGGGGCCUUAUUACUUGGAAAUUCUGUUUUAAUCGUCGAAAAUAAUAACAAUUUCAUUACUGAAUUAAUUAAAAAUUUACCUUUGGGCGUUUUUGGAAGUGUUUCAUCGUCAGAACUCGCAUUGGAAAGUUUAAAACAAUCCGUUGUUGUAAUCGGCGGGGAAAAACCAGUUCCUAGAAGUUUUCUUACACAAAAAAUGUACGAUUAUAAAAGCGGCGAUUUAUAUAAGUUUAUAAUACGCAGAUGUACCAUUAAAAAGAAUGUUUGGGUUGAUGUCGGAGAUUCUUUUUAAUCUUGAGGUAUUAAUGGUUAAAAUAAAACCGUUUGAUUUUUUAUUGUAACAAUUUCUUAUUAAUUAAAAAAUAAAAACUUACACUUU